Molecule: messenger RNA, 555 nt
Organism: Choloepus didactylus (southern two-toed sloth)
Lineage: Eukaryota; Metazoa; Chordata; Mammalia; Pilosa; Megalonychidae
Product: keratin-associated protein 9-3-like
Exons: 1
Coding region: 1-555 (184 amino acids)
Cellular component (GO): keratin filament
Source: RefSeq, a predicted model, not a curated record
AUGACCCAUUCCUGCUGCUCUCCCUGCUGCCAGCCCACCUGCUGUGAGUCCAGUUCUUACAGGUCUGGCUGCUGCUCCCCUUGCUGCCAGCCAACUUGCUGUCAGACCACCUGUUGUAGGACCACCUGCUGCCAGCCCACCUGCUGUGGGUCCAGCUGCUGCCAGCCUUGCUGCCAUCCAUCCUGCUGUGGCUCCAGCUGCUGCCAGCCUUGCUGCCAUCCAUCCUGCUGUGGCUCCAGCUGCUGCCAGCCGUGCUGCCGCCCCAGUUGCUGCUACACAACCUGCUGCCGGCCAGCUUGCAGUGGCCCCGUGUACUGCUCGAGAACCUGCUACCAACCAACGUGCUGCUGCGUGCCCGGUUGCCUAGCCAAUAUCUGUGGAACCAGCUGCUGCCAGCCUUGCUGCCACAACACCUGCUGUGGGUCCAGCUGCUGCCAGCCUUGCUGCCACCCAGUCUGUUGUCAGACCACCUGCUGUAGGACCACCUGCUGCCGCCCCAGCUGCUGCUGCAGCCCUUGCUGUCUUUCCAGCUGCUGCCGCCCUUCCUGGUGCUGA